AUGUCAGAUUCUGUGGCGACGGACGAGGACUCUCCUCCCAAUAACAUCCUGACCUACUCCAUCAUCUACGCUUCUCAGUUCAGAUCAUAUUUCAGCAUCACUGUGGUGGAGGGCUAUGCAGUCAUCACGGUGAAUCGUCCUCUGGAUUAUGAGCAGGUCCCCGCUGGAUUGAUCUUUCUGACUCUGAUGGCCAGAGACGGAGGGAACCCGUCCCUCAACAGCACUGUUCCCAUCACCAUAGAGCUGUUUGACGAGAACGACAACCCACCCGAGUUCAGCCUCCCGUCUUAUAUCGUCAACAUACCGGAGAAUAUCGUUGCAGGAGCUACGGUGUUGUUUGUGAAUGCCACCGAUCUGGACGCCUCUCGAGAGUUUGGUCAGGCCUCUCUCAUCUAUUCCCUGCAGGGCAGCUCACAGUUCAGACUCAACACGCGUUCAG
Molecule: messenger RNA, 439 nt
Organism: Pimephales promelas (fathead minnow)
Lineage: Eukaryota; Metazoa; Chordata; Actinopteri; Cypriniformes; Leuciscidae
Source: RefSeq, a predicted model, not a curated record